AUAGCAUCCUGCAGAUUAUCUAUCGUGUAGACCAACACGAGCUCCUCAAACCAUAAUGAUGUUAGCUCCAGCAAUCGCUGCUGGCACUGAAUCCCUGUCCACUAGAGCCAACAGAGGAACACGGCCAUCGACCAAUAGGUAGAUGCUACGUACCGAUAACCUAGUAUUCAGUACCUAUGACGCAGUACAUCACCUGCGUCCAUGCUAAGGAGUUUUUUACAUAUAUACGCAAGCCCCAUCACACUUCGUACAAGCUCUUUCCUCUUUUACCUGUAUUCAUGCAUCUUCUCUCUCAACUAAACGAAGACAGAAUCCCAGCAUGAAGCUCUCUCUCAACCUUCUCAUGAUCGUCGGAUCCUCUGCCAUCGUCCGGGCUGCUCUAGUCCCAGUCCCAGGCGCCACCGAAGAGCUCUGUGGACGCCUCGGAGUCAUGUACUACGACCCUGAUGAUCUUCCUGGGGGCGUGGAGGUUCAUGAGAUACGGAAGUGUGCCGGACAUCCCUUGGGUCGCGAAAACUAUUGGGGCUUGGGUGACUACUUGCCGAGAUGGUUUCCUUAGAUACUUCCUGGGUAAGGAGGUAACGUGGUCUCAUAUACAAGUCUAUUAUACGGGGGUCUUAGAUGCAUGGUGAUGGGGGGGCUGUGUUGUUAAUGUGCCGGUUCUUGUGUCGUCGGUGAGACGGUUUUGGGGUGGAAUAGCUCGAUACUGACCCCAUGAUCUUUGUCUUUUUUGUCCCAGUAUGGCUGGUGCCUGUCCAAAAUAUAAUGCAAUGUUUUCUGCGGGGUCUUUAUCGAAUAGUGGUGUUGAGGUAUCGGAUCGUUGGCCUAUAGACCUUACGGAUGACACCUCGUGUAUAUAUCCAGGUAAUGUUAGUCACUUGUUUGAUUUCAGUAGCAAUCCCCAAAAAGAAAGGGAAGAAAGGAAAAUCGUACAGCAUUAAUAUAAUUAUGAAAAUG
Messenger RNA from Aspergillus pseudotamarii, 957 nucleotides. RefSeq lists its product as uncharacterized. The record is from RefSeq and is a predicted model, not a curated record. The transcript is spliced from 3 exons. Lineage: Eukaryota; Fungi; Ascomycota; Eurotiomycetes; Eurotiales; Aspergillaceae. The coding region runs from base 320 to 559 and encodes 79 amino acids.